Messenger RNA from Salvia miltiorrhiza (redroot sage), 3911 nucleotides. RefSeq names its product auxin response factor 5. Gene Ontology annotation, molecular function: DNA binding; protein binding. Gene Ontology annotation, cellular component: nucleus. Lineage: Eukaryota; Viridiplantae; Streptophyta; Magnoliopsida; Lamiales; Lamiaceae. Bases 1007 to 3763 code for a protein of 918 amino acids. The transcript is spliced from 14 exons. The record is from RefSeq and is a predicted model, not a curated record. Gene Ontology annotation, biological process: response to hormone; regulation of DNA-templated transcription.
CAUUCUUUCUAGUACAUGGGAGUAGUUUAUGGGUGCAAGCAAAGGUUGUCUGAUUUUCUCUGCAAAUUUCUGUUUCUCAUUUCUUCAGCUCACAAAACGGAACCAACUAUUUUCAGCAAGUUUAUGCGCAGCUUAAGAGUAAUCACACUCUUUGCCAGUUUUGAGGCAAUCCCUUGAAAUAACAUGUAGCGAGAAACUCGAGAACAGUGAACGAGAUGGAAUAAUGUUAUUGUUAAAGGAGAGAGAGAGGAGAGAGAAGGGGAGAAAAAAGAUUGAAGCUUUUUGGUGUUAUGUUGAUUGAGAAAGAGAAAGGUGAAGCCUUUUUCCAUUUCAAUUUGCUCUCUCAAGCGCCAUUUUUGAGUAUUGAAAGGUCAAUUUCUUUAAGAGAAGAAUAUCAAGAGCGAAAAAGGGAAGAGAAACACUUGAUAGUCCAACCACUCAUGCUUUGAUCCGCGUGCUUUGAUGGGCAAAGGAAACUGACCCCUCUAAAAUCAUACUCUUUGUGUGUGUGUGUGUUUAUAUCUUUUUUAAUAAAAAAGAAAAUUCCCUUUUAGCUGUUGAUGGGUUGGUGGUGAUAGGGGGAGGGGGGCGAGGAAGCCCCACUUAGAUUUUUCACUGUUACUUUUUUGCAGUGUGUGUUUUGUUCCUUGGUUUUGGAUUUUUUAGAGCAUGCUUUGUUUGAUUGGCUCCUCUCAUACCACUAGAUUCUCUGAAUAUUUGUCUUGGCCUUAUUCCUCUGUUCCCUCCAAGACAAUAUUACUCCCUACUUGAAUUCUCUUUUAAUAUACAUGCAUUUUCUUCAACUACUUUAUUACUAGUUUAUAUUGCAAUUCUUUUCUUGAUGGGGUGAUUUCCAAUCUCUUUGUGAAGCUUGAUUCUUGGCUCCGUUGCUUGCUGCAAGAGAUGGAGCCUCUUGGCAUUGUUGUGAGAUUCAUGUAGAGAGAGAGUUUGUGUGUGUGUGUGUGUGUGUGUGUUUGCGUUGAGAGAGGGAGAGACAAAGGGAGAGAUGGUUUCUGUUGAAGAAAAGCUGAAGCCUGGAGGUUUGGUGAGUGGGGGAAGCAAUCUAAUUGAUGGCAUGAAACUGUUGAAAGAAAUGCAGGAUCACACUGGGGUAAAGAAAGCGAUAAAUUCUGAGCUGUGGCAUGCUUGUGCUGGUCCACUGGUCACCUUGCCUCAGGUGGGAAGCCUUGUAUACUACUUCCCACAAGGGCAUAGCGAGCAGGUUGCCGUUUCCACGAAUAGAUCAGCAACGACACAAAUACCGAACUAUCCGAAUCUCCCCACUCAGUUGUUGUGCCAAGUUCACAACGUUACACUCCAUGCAGACAAAGAAACCGAUGAGAUCUACGCCCAGAUGAGCCUGCAGUGUGUAAACACUGAAAAAGAUGUUUUCCCUAUACCUGAUUUUGGACUAAAACCUAGUAAACAUCCAACUGAGUUCUUCUGCAAAACUUUGACGGCCAGUGAUACAAGCACACAUGGCGGCUUUUCAGUUCCUCGGAGGGCUGCCGAAAAGCUCUUCCCACAAUUAGAUUACUCGAUGCAACCUCCAACUCAAGAACUAGUAGUCCGGGAUUUACAUGAUAACACCUGGACUUUUCGCCACAUAUACCGGGGGCAGCCAAAACGGCACCUUCUGACGACUGGCUGGAGUAUGUUUGUUGGAGCAAAGCGGCUUCGAGCAGGAGAUGCAGUUCUCUUUAUCAGAGACGAGAAAUCGCAGUUGUUGCUGGGAGUGAGGCGUGCCAACCGUCAGCAAACGACUCUGCCAUCUUCUGUUCUGUCUGCUGACAGCAUGCAUAUAGGAAUCCUUGCUGCUGCUGCUCACGCUGCUGCUAAUAGAAGCCCAUUUACAAUCUUCUACAAUCCGAGGGCAUGCCCUUCAGAAUUUGUCAUUCCGUUGGCUAAAUAUAGAAAAGCAGUUUAUGGCACGCAGCUCUCUAUUGGUAUGAGGUUCGGCAUUAUGUUUGAAACCGAAGAAUCCACUAAACGGAGAUACAUGGGCACGAUAAUAGGAAUAAGCGACAUAGAUCCAUUAAGAUGGCCUAACUCAAAGUGGCGUAGUCUUCAGGUCGAGUGGGACGAGCCUGGAUGCGGUGAUAAGCAGAAUCGUGUUAGCCCUUGGGAAAUCGAGACUCCUGAAAGCCUCUUCAUAUUUCCAUCUCUAACCGCGAACCUGAAACGCCCUUUCCACUCGGCUUUCAUAGGAGCACCACCCGAAUGGGAUUCUUUGAUGAAUCGGCCUUUCCUCAGGGUUCCCGACAAUCCACAUGGCGAGUUCCAAUGCCCCUCGAUAUCAAGCAUGUGGUCCGAGCAAUUAUUGAAGAUGCUUGCAAAGCCUCAUGGUAUGAUGAUGACUCCUCAUUCUAUGCAAGAGAUGAAAGAUGUUGCGUUACAAGAACCAAGGUCUCUAAUGCAACCGGCCAUCAAGCAGAAACCCGAGAUGAUGGUACCGCAGGAUGUUUGUCUGCAAAGUGAGACUCAUUCUCAGAGUUUCAUCGGCCAGCCAUAUAUAACUAAUCCGAGUAUCUCACCAGCAGGAAAACCUAACAUCUCCCGGAACCUAACGUCUCCGGCAGCUGGUCAUGAACUGUCGAAGUUAGACUCCGUUCCUGCUGAGAAUCAAUCAGGUCAGUGCCGGUCGGAGGGGCAGCUCAGCGAAGAGAAACUGUCGGGUAAGCCUGUGAAUCCACAAAGCUUGAACAAUGAUUUCGUGGUCACAAGCCAGAUUGGUGGCUCAGUGCCUUUCCAAACGAGCCCAUGUGGAACACAAUCGCGUCUGGAGACACAUAGUCCGGUCGAUCCAUCCCAAGUAGAGUCUGCCAAUGCCACCAAUGCCAUGCUUCAAUAUACCAACCAGGUUGAUUUUAGUCCGUAUCAUAUGAUGUGUCCGUCUCCUUCCGGAUCGUUCAGAAACACGGGAUCUCUGUCCAUGUUCAAGAAGCCCGAUCAGUCUCCCUUGUCGUCCGAAGUUGUUUACCCGAUGCUGCCUUCAGUUGGACAAGAGUUAUGGGAUGAUGGUCCCAAGUGUGCCGGCAAUCUCCCUGUCCUGCUGCCUCAUCACGACAUGUCGAACCUCGUCUUGAAAGACUUGUCGGAUGAGAACCACAACCAGAGUGACAUAUAUAGCUGCCUCAAUCUUGAUGGUAGUAACAGCGGGAGCACGGUGGUCGACCCUUGUGUUUCGAGUUCCAUCUUGGACGACUUCUCUGCCCUGAAGAACAUGGACUUCCCGAACCCUUCGGAUUAUAUGGUCGGGGGCUUCUGCUCGACCCAAGACGUCCAGUCCCAGAUCACGUCGGCCAGCUUAGCAGACUCUCAGACUUUCUCCAUACAGGAAUACGCUGACAACUCGGGUGGGGCGUCCUCGAGCAAUGUCGACUUCGAUGACAACAAUCUCCUGCAGCAGAGCUCCUUCCAGCAAGUUACUCCCAGAUUCCGGACUUACACAAAGAUUCAAAAGGCUGGAUCUGUUGGAAGGUCGAUUGAUGUGUCGAGCUUCAAAACGUACAAGCAACUGCGUUCGGAGAUUGAACGCAUGUUCGGGCUGGAGGGCCUGCUGAACGACCCCGGGUCCGGGUGGAAGCUCGUGUACGUGGACUUUGAGAGCGACGUGCUCCUCGUAGGGGAUGAUCCAUGGGAGGAAUUUGUUGGGUGCGUGAGAUGCAUAAGAAUUCUGUCGCCGUCGGAGGUGAAGCAGAUGGGGGAGGAAGGAAUGCAGCUGCUCAACUCUGCGAUGCAAGUGAGUUGCGGUAAGGAAUGAAUGAAGAUGAUGAAUGUUGUCUGUAAAUUGGGAUUCUUCUAACCUACGGCUAGACAACUCAAAAAGAGCACGUUUUUAGCUUUUCCAUUGUAUUUUUGUUCUAAUCUAUUAAACCAACUCUCUACCUAAAUUAUCUAUCAUAAAUCAA